AUGGUACCAGCUACCCCCCGGAAGAAGACUAAAGCCACUGCAGCCCAGAGAGGACCCAAUGACGAAGAUCACGGAGAAAGACAGAAUGCCCCUGGCCGCUUCCCUGAUAAUAGCGAGUUUGAACGCGAAUCUGACAAUCUUGACCUCCCGAGAGCGGAAAUGGAAGAGGUAGUAUCAGAAUCUGCAAAAUCUACCAGAGAUAAAGUCGAGGAAGAUCUCGAGCUCAACGACCUAGCUAAUUCGAUAGAGCUUGUCCCGUUUAAAGUUCGAGCCGCGGGAAUUAUACGAGAGAAGAAACAGGCUGAAAAGGUUGCUACUGAGAUAACCUGGGCAGCCAAUAUCAAAGAUAUCGAGAUUGAGCAACUUGUGGAGGAAAAACAGAGCUACAUGAACCGGAUUGUUGAACUUGACGCAAAGGUUGCUGCCAUGGAAAGGGCUCAGGCCAGAGAUUGCAACCAGCCAGCCGCAGGCACUAGGGACCAGCGUAACGAGACUCUCCUCUCCGGUACUGGCGGUAUUGGUUGCCGUUCGAGUCGCCUGGAAGGACAAGCAGCGGAACAUAUUAUUGUACGUUCCCGUCGGGACUCGCUGAACUCUUACAAGAGCGUCAAAGACAUUAUGGAUUACCUCCGCUCUAUCUACGAAAACCUAUACCGCAAGACUAACGCUCAGAGCAAGCUACGUCAGUUAAUCAUGAAAGUCAGCAACAGAUUUACAGAGUUCAUUUCAACUUUUACUCUUAUUGUCUCUGAGGCAGAGCUUGCGAAAGAGGAAUAG
This is a messenger RNA of Aspergillus affinis, 777 nucleotides long. RefSeq lists its product as uncharacterized. Lineage: Eukaryota; Fungi; Ascomycota; Eurotiomycetes; Eurotiales; Aspergillaceae. The coding region runs from base 1 to 777 and encodes 258 amino acids. The transcript has 4 exons. The record is from RefSeq and is a predicted model, not a curated record.